This is a messenger RNA of Annulohypoxylon truncatum, 5290 nucleotides long. RefSeq lists its product as uncharacterized. The transcript is spliced from 2 exons. The coding region runs from base 648 to 4958 and encodes 1436 amino acids. Gene Ontology annotation, biological process: regulation of ARF protein signal transduction. The record is from RefSeq and is a predicted model, not a curated record. Gene Ontology annotation, molecular function: guanyl-nucleotide exchange factor activity. Lineage: Eukaryota; Fungi; Ascomycota; Sordariomycetes; Xylariales; Hypoxylaceae.
AGGGGCCCAGGUAGCAAUAUCCUAGGAACGGGCUAAGGAACCUGGAAGGCCCCAAGGGGCCCUAACCAACUUUUAAUUGUUUCUACACAUGGCGACCUGGGCAACCUACAGAAAUAGCAACCAGCAACAUUGAACCGAACUUAUUACACCAACACCUGGGCAAGUACCCAAAACCUGUACUUGACAUUUCAUGAAGUAUGCGUAUCCUCUCAAUGGGCUUCUAUUGAUCGAUCGAUUGCCGAUUGAUAUAUCCAAUCCAACCUAAUCCGAUUCAGCGUUUAGAUAGCCAACAACAAACCCGUCUUGUAGGGAGGUUUUAGUACUUGGUUCCAGCGGUGCUGACUUGAUCAGUCGGUUUCAACGUUCUAGAUCUGACAGCUUCGGCGACAAGAACCCGUCCAAGAAAAAAAAAAGAAUAUUCUGUCGCCUUUCGCUCUCGUUCCCGUCCCCUUGGACAAAUCCAACGCCAUCUACUAAUCCCUCGACUUCCUUCUUUCCCCUCUUCGCGAUCGUCUUCAGAACAAUGGGCCUUCACCAUUGCAAUUCUUGACGUGAUGACCAUCGGCUGUUUCUGCUAUAUGUCCUAUCGCAAGUUGGAUUCCUAGCUUGUCAUAUUCCUAGACGGACACCACCCAUCGCCUAUCACAAUGCCGUUCCUACGCCGUCGCGGCGUUAAUGCCAGCGAUACCGACAUGAGAAGGCAUACGAUUCUAGUCGAUCCAGCGCCUGUGACCCCUAAGCCGCUUUCGCGUAGGCCUCAGCCAGAAGUCUUGCCCAACCCCGACGCUACCGUGAAGAACGGAGAAGAAACAACGAAUGGCGCUUCGGACGAGAAUAGAGACGGUAACAAGUCCUCCGUUGAUACAUUCGCCACAUCUUCGUCAACCUCCAUGUUCCCAUCCAGAGACAGCGAAGAUCCGUAUAGCCGUCCGGAAUCUCCUCCUAUUCAAGACGAAUCGCCGAAACAUCGCAGGUUCAGCAUGCUAAGAUUCCGCAAUGCUUCUGAUUCUCAAUUGUCGGCUCGAUUAAAACAGCAGCAGCAAGCUGAAAAGCUGCCACCUAUGCCACAGCCCCCUUCCAUCAUCACGACUGCGCCCACCAUGGAUAUAGGUACACAGGCUAAGAAACAACCUCGCAUGAAAAUCCCCUUACGUAUGCGCCGGUCCAGCGACCUUCCUAGAGGCGAUCAAGAGCUACCGUUAAGGCUCAUAAAUUCUAUAACGCCUAAGAAGGAUAAGAAAAGGCCAAUGAACGAGCGAACGAUAUCGUCUUCGAGCAAGCAGACGGUGACUUUUGAAGAGCCCUCUAAACCUGGGACACUGGAUAAAACGUACACCAACAGUGAUGACCAGAACAGCGCAUUGGCUCCUCCGGUUGAACGUUUAUCUGAAUCGUCUAGAUCCGACAGUAGCUUGAACGAACACGCCAUUCUCACACAACAAGCUGGAUUGAACCCGACGUCCUUCUUCCGCCUUCGCCGCAAACAAAAACAACCUGAACCACUCUUUCCAUUAUCCCAUCUCCCCCAGAGAUCUAAGACGCCCGCACUACCUGGGACAGCUUCUUCUGCCUCGCGCACAUCAACUUCUUCUCGCCCUUCUAAUGCCACUGAUCUUUCCCGCCCGUCUACCGGACACGAUGGUUCAACGCCAUUGGCUUCUCCUUCCCACCAUGCAGGAUACCCUGGGAGGCCAUCAGGAUCGCCCGCCACGGCGUUAUUCAGACCUACGUCUAGGAACUCGGGGCAGUCUUCCCCAACAAGAGUACAUCUGACUCUGAGGGGUAGAUCUUCCACAAUGAGCUCCCUUGGUGAGAGCUUUAUCGACGAUCGCCAAAACCCAGGGACCACUCGAACUUCGUCCUCUACCGGUCGUAAAAGUUUCGGCGACCUUUUAGGACUCAGCCGCAUGCGACAAAAUCCUGAUAGCUUGCGACAUGGGAGUUUAACGCCGGCGACGCCGGGCUCUAAUACUUCGAAGAAUAACUCACUGCAGAUAAAUAGGGAACCUAUCAUUCUGCCGGAGCGCCGGGAAGACGAUACCCCGGCGAAAUAUCUAGCGCGUAUAGAGGAGGUGCUCAGUCGGGGUGUUAUCGCCAGUGCUCUAUCUAAAGAAAACGACCCAUUCUCUGCAGCGGUGUUGCGGAGUUAUAUGCGUACUUUCAGUUUCUUUGAAGAACCUAUGGAUAUGGCCAUUCGCAAACUCCUGAUGGAGGCAGAACUCCCUAAGGAGACGCAGCAGAUCGACCGUUGCUUGCAGGCCUUCGCAAAUCGAUACCACGAAUGUAAUCCUGGGAUCUACUCUACCCCCGACCAAGCUUACUUUAUAGCAUUUUCACUUCUUAUAUUACACACGGAUGUUUUCAACAAAAACAACAAGUACAAGAUGCAAAAGGCCGAUUAUCUGAAGAACACUCACGGAGAGGGCAUUUUUGAUGAUAUACUCGAAUGCUUUUAUGACAAUAUUAGCUACACGCCGUUUAUUCAUGUUGAAGAUGAUCUUGCUCUGAGCGGAGACCGACCGGGUAGUUUGAGGUCGAAGAAGAAAAUCACAUUUCCAAACACCACGACAGAGACGCUGCGAAGGUCGAAAGAUCCGAUUGAUCCCUAUACACUAAUUUUGGAUGGGCGACUAGAUACGCUCAGGCCACCCUUGAAGGACCAGAUUCCCCUAGAGGAACAUUAUAGUUAUCUGGGUACUGCUGAUGAUCUAAACUUGAAAGAGCUGCAAAACACGUUUUUCAAGACGGGGGUCCUUCAGAUCGUAUCCGCACGAUCCCGCCCAGACGCUUUCAUGACAGAGAAGACGGCAAACAACCCGCAAGAAGCCCAUCCCGGCAUCGUGGAUAUCAAAGUGACCAAAGUCGGCCUGCUAUGGCGUAAAGACCCCAAGAAAAAGAAGACGCGAUCGCCCUGGCAAGAAUGGGGAGCAAUUCUAACGGGCGCCCAAUUAUACUUCUUUCGCAAUACAGCCUGGGUCAAGAAUUUGAUACAUCAGUACGAAACACACAUCAAGUCAGGGCAUGAUGGUAUUCCACUAAUCUUCAACCCACCUAUUGAACAAUUCAAGCCCGACGCUCUAAUGUCAACCCAUGGCGCAGUUGCCCUAUGGGAUAACAGUUACAAAAAGCACAAGAACUCCUUCGUAUACGUCAGACAUGGUGGGCUAGAAGAAGUGCUACUUGCUCAGACCGAGGAGGAUAGAAAUGACUGGCUUGCUAAACUGAACUACGCUGCCGCGUUCAGGACGUCCGGCGUCCGGAUGCGAGGAGUCGUAGGCGGCAACUACGAAGGCCAGAGUCGACGUGCCAUUAGAAGGUUAGACAGUACCGAUGCAACCCAGCUGAUUCAAACUCCUAGCGGGGAAGUCAGCAUCAACCGGAGUCGUAUCGACCAUCAGAUGGCUCGAGAUAUCCUCGUCGCUCGCCGUGAAAUAAUACGUAACAAGAUUGACGAAGCCGACGAGAAACUUCAACAUGCACAGAAACUCCUCGAGACGCAGUUAAGAAAUGCCAGGCACCUAUUAAUCUUGGCCCCAAUACAGGACAAAACCAGGGACCAGGUCCGGGGAGGUGCCGCUAAGAUCAUCGCCCAGCUAAAGUGGUCUCGAACCGAAAUCUGGAGACUGAAGUGCCACCGCGACAUUCUAGCUUUAGAUCUAGAGGAGGAAAAGGAUGUCAAUGGUGAAUUGGAGGAAGAUGGGAUUGAAGCCAAUUCGUCUGCCGAGAGGCCAUUUUCUGCAGGCAAAGGCUCUCGAGCCAGUUCUCAAAAAGUUCAACAACAGAGCCCACGAUCUCCAGCGCCGCUUUCGCUAGUUCAGUCAUCCGCGUCAAUAAAGCAGAUGGAUGGAGACUCGCCGGAAAUAGAAGACUUUCAAACGCCGCCAACCAGUGCCGCUGACCCGCUGUUCCACAAUGGUCAACCUUCGCGCGACGCGGCCCCCAUCAGUUGCGACCACCUUGGUAUCAGGAAAACAUCGGUCUCGAGCGCUGCUUCUUCGUCAAAGCCAGUUGUAAUGUCCACGCCGCCCCGAAAAGCAUCAAGCCCAGUCAUUGGACAGGACAAUGAUGCCAUUGACGAGCAAAGUGAAGACGAUGAGGGCGAGCGUCAAGUCCUCGAGCAGGCCGGUCUCCUUGAGAUGGAGUCUGUUCGCUCCUCUAGCCACAAGCGUAGUCCUUCCGGCAAGGCUCAUGACGAUAGUCCCGAUCGGCCUAAGCGUACAAGCGUUCCCGCGUCAGACAAGGACGGGCUUGAUCGAAGCAAAAUGCGCCGCAGCCUCCAACGAACACUUAGAGAUGGCGCGGGUCACUUAUCACACCACCGUAGCAGAAAAGGCAAAGACUCCGCAUCGAGUGGCGGCAUGUCGGACGAAACUGUUCGGGAAAGUGAGGUACUUACUCGCGGCACUGGAAGCUUCACCGUACAUGGUAAGAAGGCAUCCGUUAUCAAUUUUGGCAGCGAACUGCAGAGCAUGUCGACCGACGAACGUCUAAGGCAACGCAAACAAUCAUAUCAGAGUGACGAACAUGGCCUAGCGUCACCGGCCAGCAUUGAUGAUUUCCACUCUCUCCUUGGGGAUGCGCAGGAGCGGGCCGAUCGACGGGGGUCGGGUGCCAGCGCAAGCACGGCGACGGCUCGGUCCUUCCGUGACCUACACCGGAAAUAUUCGUCAUCUAGGGCUCACCGCCUCGCCUCGGGAGGCUUAGCAGUCCCUUCGGAUGAAGAUAGCGACGCAGCCGUCAGCUUCUCGGAUGGUCGGAGGUCGCCCUUACCACCUUUGGAUGAUGAAGACGAAACCCCGGGUAUGGACCCACCGACACAAGCCCGGUUCUAUACCCCGGAACCCCCUGGCUCCCCUGUCCAACAGAAAGCACCAGAAGCAGGAGAGGGGGGUGACGAGGAUGCUUCUCAGGAGAUUGAGCGGCUGCCCAGCCCCGUGAUUCAGACAGUCAGCGCGUAGUAUUUGCAGCUGGUCACUGACCAGGACAAUGUAGCAAUUGGUUCGGUUGUGAGGGAAAGGAUUUGUAGCCACCAUUGCGUAGGAGUUAUCAGAGGUCGGAUCAGUAGGCAAACUGGGGAAGCACCCGGAUUACAAGCACUCAAAAGAGAUGGCACAACAUAACAUAAUAUGUACUGGUAGAGAAGGGCGUCAAUGCUCAAAGAGGAAAAAGAUGCUUCAGAACAGCCUUGCUAGCGUUAGGUGCUUCUUCAGGAAGUCCUUAGAAGGAGGGGGAGUCUAAGCACCGUGUCGUGGUAAUGCUGUAUAUACGUGGGGAAUUUUUAACAGCACUC